GAGCCAAUUGCGAGGCGCCUGCGGCCGGCGGCGCGGUCAGUGGCGGCGCCGAGCAAAGUGGCUACCGCCAUGAUCGAGCAGCCGAAGCGCAAGGGCCCGGAGCUACCACUGGUUCCUGUCAAGCGGCCGCGGCAUGAGUUGCUGUUGGGAGCGGCAGGGUCCGGCCCCGGAGCCGGACAGCAGCAGGCAACUCCGGGAGCCUUGCUGCAGGCGGGACCUCCCAGAUGUUCCUCCCUUCAAGCCCCAAUCAUGUUGCUCUCGGGACACGAAGGAGAAGUGUACUGCUGCAAGUUUCACCCCAAUGGAUCCACCUUGGCAUCUUCAGGAUUUGACCGACUCAUACUAUUGUGGAAUGUCUAUGGUGACUGUGAUAACUAUGCUACAUUGAAGGGACAUAGUGGAGCGGUGAUGGAACUGCAUUAUAACACAGAUGGCAGCAUGCUCUUCUCAGCAUCAACAGAUAAAACUGUGGCUGUGUGGGAUAGUGAAACUGGCGAGAGGGUUAAAAGGCUGAAGGGACAUACUUCCUUUGUGAACUCCUGUUAUCCAGCCAGGCGGGGCCCCCAGCUUGUCUGCACUGGCAGCGACGAUGGUACAGUUAAGCUUUGGGACAUCCGGAAGAAAGCAGCUAUCCAGACAUUUCAGAACACAUACCAGGUGUUAGCUGUCACCUUCAAUGACACAAGCGAUCAGAUUAUCUCUGGUGGAAUAGACAAUGAUAUUAAGGUUUGGGACCUGCGUCAAAACAAAUUAACCUACACCAUGAGAGGCCAUGCAGAUUCCGUAACCGGCUUGAGUUUAAGCUCUGAGGGAUCUUAUCUCUUGUCCAAUGCAAUGGACAAUACAGUGCGUGUCUGGGAUGUCCGGCCCUUUGCCCCCAAAGAGAGAUGCGUGAAGAUAUUUCAAGGAAAUGUGCACAACUUUGAGAAGAACCUCCUGCGGUGUUCUUGGUCCCCGGAUGGAAGCAAGAUAGCCGCUGGUUCAGCAGACAGGUUUGUGUACGUGUGGGACACCACAAGCAGAAGGAUCCUGUAUAAGCUGCCUGGCCAUGCUGGCUCCAUCAAUGAAGUGGCUUUCCACCCUGACGAGCCCAUCAUCCUCUCAGCAUCCAGUGACAAGAGGCUGUACAUGGGUGAGAUUCAGUGAAGAUGUAGGCUGGAAGGCUCCCAGGCUGUGGGACCCGAGGCUCAGACUACGUAAUUGGCCAGAGUCAUAUGGUGUCCAGGCUGACCUGCCUUCAGAUUGCAAGCAGCUGGAGGUGAUGGCCAUACUCCAGCAACCACUUGUACCCCAUUUACAGGACAGCUGUGGCCUCUGGUACCACCUGCCAGAUUUCAGGGAUUGGUUUCUUUUUACAAAAAUAAGAUGUCUUCAGAGGGACAAACAUUGGGUUUGAGGUCUCCUGUUUUUUAACCUAUGCUGGAGACAGGCAAUGUCACUUGAAAUUUGUUAGUUGGAUUUGUUUUCUGUUUAUUUUAAAUUGAGUAACUGGCUUGUAUGAUAUUUUUCUUUCUGUGUUUGAGUCAUUUUAUAUUAAAAAUCCAAACAGAUACCUUUUUACAA
Peromyscus leucopus (white-footed mouse) is the source of this 1563-nucleotide messenger RNA. RefSeq names its product small nuclear ribonucleoprotein U5 subunit 40 (gene Snrnp40). The record is from RefSeq and is a predicted model, not a curated record. NCBI's taxonomy places the organism in Eukaryota, Metazoa, Chordata, Mammalia, Rodentia, Cricetidae. The coding region runs from base 70 to 1146 and encodes 358 amino acids. Gene Ontology annotation, cellular component: catalytic step 2 spliceosome. Gene Ontology annotation, molecular function: RNA binding; protein binding. The transcript is spliced from 10 exons.